UAUUUCUUCUUCUUGCUGGUCUCGUGCUGCUUCAGGAUGGCCUUGGUCGAUCGGUUCUUGGAAGCAUAAGACGGUGCGUCAGCAUCAGUGAUGCAGAUGUCAAACGACGCAGCCGCCUGCCGCUCCCACACGCCCCGAGCGACGAUGUCCGCCCUGACCCCCCCCUCUCUCUCCUCUCCCUCCUUCAACACCAGCUCUCGGCGCACACCAGCCUCUCUUCACGCCAUCCCAAUCAGCUCGGCAAAAGUGUCCCGCAGCUCGUCGUGGCGACGAAUCACCAGGCCGUACCGCUUGCAGCACAGCGCAUGGUCGACGGUGAGGGGCUGGUUGCAGUGGUCGCAGCGUGCAGCGAGGCCUGGCGGGUGUCGGCCGUAUCGCAUGUUGAGGGCAUCUCGGAACUCCGCAGCAUCAAGAUCAGUGUUGUUGUCUCUCAGCGGGAGGGCGGUCAGCCAGCCGGACGUCUUGUAUUCGGCGCUGCGGGAGAGGACGCGAUGACGCUGGCGAUCGACGUGGGGAAGGGCGGCUUCUCUCUUGGCUUUGUGGUCGAUGUCCUGCUGCUGCCGGCUCUGGGUGAGGGCGUGGCUGAUGGUGGCACGAUGGUCGCCAGGGUGGAAAGGGGCCUUGCCCUGGAUGGACUUGGAAACCACUUUGGUGGCAGCGCGGGAAGCGGGAUAUACGGCUGCGGCUCGGUCGAGAGGGUCGCGUAUGCCGCAGGGGUGCGCAGAGAGACAUUCAUGAGAUACACACACUCCAAGUCCACACGUGCGUGCGAAGGGGUGCGCACACAGACAGUCAUGAGAUACACACACUCCAAGUC
Messenger RNA from Vitrella brassicaformis, 817 nucleotides. The record is from the annotation of a GenBank genome assembly. NCBI's taxonomy places the organism in Eukaryota, Vitrellaceae.